Molecule: messenger RNA, 4887 nt
Organism: Odocoileus virginianus texanus
Lineage: Eukaryota; Metazoa; Chordata; Mammalia; Artiodactyla; Cervidae
Gene: SDHAF2
Product: succinate dehydrogenase complex assembly factor 2
Biological process (GO): mitochondrial respiratory chain complex II assembly; tricarboxylic acid cycle; protein-FAD linkage
Cellular component (GO): mitochondrion
Source: RefSeq, a predicted model, not a curated record
CGCAUCUUCCUGCUCAAGUCUUCGGCGCUGCUGUCUGCGGCACUGGUAUUCGAAAGUGUCCGGAAGUGGCCGGGCCCUAGGCCUUUGAUGCGGGUUGGGAAAAAUGGCGGUGGUCGCUGUCUUCCCGGCUCUUGCGCGGAUGCUUGCUCUGUCAAGGCGCCACCUAGUGUCUCCUUCGCUCAGCAUGACAUCAUGCAGACGCUGCUACAGAGGUGACAGCCCGACAGAUUCCCAGAAGGAUAUGAUUGAAAUCCCUUUGCCUCCAUGGCAGGAGCGAACUGAUGAAUCUAUAGAAACCAAACGAGCCCGGCUGCUCUACGAGAGCAGGAAGAGGGGAAUGCUGGAAAACUGCAUCCUGCUUAGCCUCUUCGCUAAGGAACAUCUGCAGCACAUGACAGAGAAACAGCUGAACCUCUACGAUCGCCUGAUUAAUGAACCCAGUAACGACUGGGAUAUUUACUACUGGGCUACAGAAGCAAAACCAGCCCCAGAAAUAUUUGAAAACGAGGUCAUGGCCCUGCUGAGAGACUUCGCUAAGAACAAAAACAAAGAGCAGCGACUGCGGGCCCCGGAUCUUGAAUACCUCUUCGAAAACCCACAUUGAGCUACGUGCCGCCGCCUGCCUGGCUUUGGGGGCUACACGGAUGCUCAUCGCCUGCGAUGGGUACUGUCCUUGAUGUGCUGCUUCUCCUUAGAUGCUCAGCCCACCCGGACCUCUGGUCCUGCCUGCAGUGAUGGACCCACCUCUCUCCAAGGACAUGUGUAUGUUCAGUAUGUCUCAUGCUAAGACCCUUCGGCUCCCGUCUAAGCCUCAGAAGCAGUUUGUCCAUGUUACUGUCACUCGGGCCUGACUCUCUCUCUGGCUCCAUAGGAGGAAGCAUUGUGCCAGCUCACUGCUUCAGCCAGAAGUGUGCUCGGUGUGAAGAGGCAGCCAGCUGCCUGUGCUGUGUGGAAAGCUCCCUGGGUGAGCCAGGGCUUUGUCCCUGUGAAAUUCCCCCUUCCAGCCUGGGUUGGUUCUUUCUGCCAGGGGAAGCUGAUCCAAGCCCCCUGAGUAGAACCCUUCAAAGACCCAGCAGGCAGAAUGAGGGCAGCGGGUAGGAACAGUGUGGGCGUGCUGCUUAAGAGUCAGCAUCUUCAGCAGAUUUUCUCUAGGAUGCUCAUUUUAUAAACAGAACAAUAAUUGUAUAUAUUAAAGAAUAUUUUAAAAAGGAAAAUCACAACUCAGCCCUCACCCAAUUAUUUUAAUUUUGUGUGUUUUCAUGCAGGCAUAUGUUUAGAGUUUUACAAGGUCACAAUCUCCAUGAAUCAAUUAUAGCAAACGUUUUCUGUAUUUCUGCAGUCUCCACAAUUGGUUUAGUUGAUAAACUGAUAAUGUGUAAGAAAUAAUAUGUUAGGAUGAAUUAGCAGAAUGUGUUUAGCUCCAGAACCAAAAGACUUUUGGUUGCUAGGAGGGUGGUUUUGUCUUGCUGGAGGAACUUUGCCCUCGGAGCUGUCAUCCAGACAGAACAGAUGUCACCCAGAUUGGGCCAGGACACAGGUGUGAAUUGGAGAAAACAGGCCAGACUUGCUAGGCAGGCGGUUGGUGAAUACCAGAGACACACAGGCAGGAUGUACCUGUUCCCACAUCGUGGAGUUGUGGGGUUCCCACGGAACCUCUGUGUGGUCCUGCCCGCCCUUCAGGGUCCUUGGCUGAGGAGAGGAGAGGAAAGAACCAGUCUUUCAUUACUUUCGGGAUCUCAGUAGAGCUUCCCAGCUCUCUUGUAGACAAAAGCUGUCAUGCCUAUUUUGCAGAUGAGAAAGUGGGCUCUGAAAGAGUGGUCUGUCCCAGAUCAAGUCACUAUUUAGUCACGAAGCCAAAACUUUGCUUAGUUCAGUCUGUCUUCAAAGCUCAUGAACUUUCUGCCAGAACAUGCUGCCUUACUGGUAGAAACUAUAGAAAUCUUCGCUUUAAGAAGUUACAGCCAAGAGACUUCAGGUCUGAGCUGUGACCUGUGUGUCAUGCAGGGGACAGGAAGCUGCCAGGUGCUUCCCAAAAGAAGAACUCAGUCACCCAAGGUGGCUCUUCUAAGGGAAGAAGCAGGGCUGGCAGUAGGUACAAGUCAGAUCCUGGCUCCACUGCCCACUUGCUGGGUAAGUGAAUGGGGCUGAGCCUCAGUUUCCUCGUAUGUAUAACAGGGAUGAUGACUUUCCCUGUCUUAACUAUUUCUGAAGAUCAGACAUGAAGAGAUAAAGCUCAUGUCUCAAGACUUUCAUUGUCCUCAUUACACAGUAAGCUCUUGGUCGAUGUUAGGUGUCAGCUUUUGGUUAUGGCUUCAGUCUGAGAACUUGUAUCUUAACGCAAAAGGCCUGGCGUGUCAGCAAGGUCACCAGAGCUUCAUGCAGGGCCGAGCCCUCUGCCGGUAGGAAAGCCAGGCCUGUUAAAGAACCACAGAGUGUCUUAACCAGCCAGUGAAGACUGGAGAGAAAACAGACCCUAUGUCGAGGCCUCUGAAGGAAAAAUUUGUAGCAUGAUCAUCUAAGCAAGGAAUGGGAGUGAGAAAUGGAGGGCAGAAGCCAGUUUUGAUGGCCCAGGGAGCUCACUGCAGACCCUGGCCAAUCUCUCUGGCCUUGUUUGAUGUACCGUGAGGAGAAUGUUAAUGUAGAGAGAUGUCUGGACUGUCAGAAGCACACAUGACAGUUGGGCUGUGACCCAACUAUCCUAGACUCCUGGACAGCAUAUCUCCGCAGCCAAGUAUGCAGUUUGGGCUUUUUUUCCCCUGGGGGUUUGAUCUCUCCUCGCCUGAUUUUUGUCUUAUUUAAUAUAAGGGGUUCAGCUGCCACUUUCACCUGGGGACGGCAUGCUUCUAAAGAGGUUGUUUUCCUCCCAGGCUGCUGGUCUGUGUCAUCUCUGGAAGUGAAGGAUCUUACUAACUUCAGCUGCUCGGUGUCAGACCCAGGGGUGCUAUGUAAACAGUUUUUCCCUUUAUUAGGCAUUGAGUGAAACUAGGCCGGCCACAGGACAUUUUUUUAAAAUUAAUAAACAUACAGCGAGGGCCAGCAGCCCCCCAAGGAUCUGUGAGGAACCAGAAUCUGGACUCAUUCCUCUCCGUUUGACACCUCACUGCUCGCUGACCUCAUUCAGAGCGUGUGCACACGGGCAUCUGGCCCUGCCCCUCCCCACCUGUAGAGAUCUCGUGAGACCUGUCACACAGGCUCCCACAUCAGACGUCAAGUGGGGGCAGUAAAAGCUGUCUUCUCCCCAGCAUUUAUUCUCUUAAUCAUUUUAAGUCUUCAGAAUCCAUAAGCCAAAUCUCCUUUGCCCAACUCUGGACCUUAGAUGGGGCGUAUCUGUCGGGGUCACUACAGAGCCACCUCUGACCAGCACAAGCCACCGUCGGGAGGUCACGUGCCCCGUCUCCUCAGCUCCAGCCAGGGCGGCAACUGGUACAAACCUCACUCACACUUUUAAACAGCCCCAGGGAAAGAUUCCGCUGGGCAAGUUGAGAGUUUACUUUUAUCUUUCCGUCCAUCUGCUACACAGAGGGAGGUUCGUGAUGGGGAAGUUCACAUGGCCGUAAACAGCAAGCAGGGCUGAGACUUGUCUGGUAACUUGUUGUUAGCACAGGCGGUCGUGUCAGGGUGGAGGACUUGCCGUCCUGCAGCUGUCGGGCCAAGAGUGCGCAUCAGCUCCCAGCUCAGCCACCGUGUUUGGUCUCCCAGUGAACCCUCUGGAGGUGAGGACCGGCAUUAGGAUCUUCCCCACCCCCGUCAGGCGUGGGGGCAUCAGUGGGACAGUGACCUGAGGCAAGGAGUGCUCCUCUGCCUUUAAAAAACAAAUCUCGGGGGGUGGGGGGGAAUGUCAGGCACCAGACAUUUCAGGGAGGACGGUAGAAAAGUUGAAGCUAUCGAAGAUAAAUAUUAUCAGGCAUCCAAAGAGGAGAUCAGUCCUCCUUGUAGCCUGAGAAGUAAAGUCUUCAGCUGGGUCCCAGGUCCCCCCCGAAUCCAAAUAUCCCUGCCAAGGAUGAGACUGUUCUCUAAGAGGACAACAUAAACACACUUUCCGUAACUACACAUCACAGCAUGUAGCAUUAAAAAGCAAAUUAUGACGUUACAAUGACCAUAGUUCCCCAGUAGGUUUCAGUUACUUUCUGUGUUGUGGAACAUUCAUAUUUGGUGAUGCCCGGGGACACGGGUUGGAGAAAUAGAGCAGAGCAGUUUAGGGAGACAGACCCAAGGUAGAAUCCUGGCUCUCCCGUUGGUCAGCUGGGUGACCUUGGGCAUGCUGUUUAACCUUGUCCACACUCUGUGUCUCAUCCGUAAAAGGUAAGGUCAAAGAGCCACCUCAUGUGUGGGCACAAAGACAAAAGUCACACAUGGGAUGUGCUCGGCGCGGUGCCUGGCACCUGAGUGACGUCGUCAUGGCCAGUGGUGUUGGCUGAUGGUGUGCCCAGCACUCCUCAGAUGACGUCACUCAGGCCUCAAACCAGGGAUCCGAGGUGGGCACAACUAUCAUUUCCUCUGUCCAGGUGAGGAAAGUGAGGCCUGGUAAGAUUAAGCUGCUUGCCCCAAAUCAGAGGCCAGAAGUUGGGGCAGCUGGACUUGGAAGCUGGACAGUGGGCCUCCAGUGCCUGUGCUCCGAAGCCAUCUGCUACCUCCAUUACCAAGUAAGCGGGGCCUUGAGAAGCGCUUGCACAAUUGGGCUUGCCUGAGCUCUUGCACCCUACUGCCACCACCUGGAAGUCUCCCCAGGUGAGCUUUCCAGAGAGUGAGAGACGUGUGUCCAAGUCAUACCUGUCCCCUCAGCCGAAGCCAGCUGAUAGGCAGAUGGCCCCAACCCUAUCUCAGCCAAGCCCAGUCCAGAUUGCAAACUCAGAGACCCUUUAGGUAAAUAAAAGCUUAUUACUUUAA